ACUGUAAUAAGCGGGUUUCUAACAGUGGUAACAGAACCAGGUUAGCAAGAAUGAGUUCAUCGAGACUCUCAACCGGAUAUUUUAACAAGUUUGCGUGAAAGUAGAAGGCUGAGAUGAACUGUUUACUUGCGCAAAUUGCGUCGCUUGGGACGGACGCUGAGAACGAGUGGCAGGACGAUGAGGUCCCUAUGGUAGCGAUCAAAGCGGCACAAUUGAUUGGGGUCGAGGUUGAGUUGGCGGACGAAGUUUGUGCUGUCGUGGAGGACAAAGAAGAAGAUUUGGCCGUCGAGAGCUUUGGCCACAAGCAACCACUUCUAACCUUUGUAGUAGGACUACCUCUAUCCCAGUCGUCAAACACAACCCUCACCACUGUUGAGAAGUCACAUGAUGACGGCAACACCGUUGAAGAUAAUUCUUGGUCGGCAAAGGUUGAGGCUCCUAUUCCAUGACACCCAGCUGCCUUGGGGUCUUUGCAUGAGAUCCCAGCAAAUCAGAGAGCCUCGGGUGAGGGGAGAGUCGUGAUGUGGAAGUUCAAGAAAAAGAAGAGGGUGUUUCCAAAGUUGGCGUGCUUCCUAGUUGUCGUGUGGUCUAUUGGCCGCUGAAGAUAAUACUAGAAGCAGGUCAUCUCUCCCAUCGCCUAUUGUGCGGGUUGCGGGCAGAGAAAGAGGUGUUGGAGAAUGAAGAAAAGAAAAUGCC
This is a messenger RNA of Linum trigynum, 696 nucleotides long. The record is from the annotation of a GenBank genome assembly. NCBI's taxonomy places the organism in Eukaryota, Viridiplantae, Streptophyta, Magnoliopsida, Malpighiales, Linaceae.